Ficedula albicollis (Collared flycatcher) is the source of this 1253-nucleotide messenger RNA. It is a transcript of the gene SBK1, whose product is annotated as SH3 domain binding kinase 1. The transcript has 4 exons. Gene Ontology annotation, biological process: peptidyl-threonine phosphorylation; peptidyl-serine phosphorylation. Gene Ontology annotation, molecular function: ATP binding; protein serine/threonine kinase activity. Lineage: Eukaryota; Metazoa; Chordata; Aves; Passeriformes; Muscicapidae. The annotation marks the transcript as partial. The record is from RefSeq and is a predicted model, not a curated record.
CCAGCGCCGGCACCGGCCAGGAAGAUGCCAACACCCCUCCGGCACUGCCUGCCCUGCGGUCACCCUCGCCCGGGCGCGGCGGCCAGCGGACCUGAGCGAUGGAUUCCUUCUGCUUCGUCUGCUUCCAGAAAGAGGAGCUGCAGCCCCUGCACCUGCACAGCGCAGCCAUGAGCGCGGGCUCGAUUGAGCAGGAGCCGUCGCGCAAGCUGGGCUGCUGCGGGGUGCCCCUGAUCACCGAGGACAUGCAGUCCCUGGCCAUCCGCACGCUCUCGGGCACCGACAUCACCAAGCACUACGACCUCAUCCGCGAGCUCGGCAAGGGCACCUACGGCAAGGUGGACCUGGUGUCCCACAAAAGCACAGGCACCAAGAUGGCCCUGAAGUUCGUCAACAAGAGCAAGACGAAGCUGAAGAACUUCCUGCGGGAGUUCAGCAUCACCAACACGCUCUCCUCCAGCCCCUUCAUCAUCAAGGUCUUCGACGUGGUCUUUGAGACCGAGGACUGCUACGUCUUUGCUCAGGAGUACGCCCCUGGUGGGGACCUCUUCGACAUCAUCCCGCCUCAGGUGGGGCUCCCCGAGGAGCUGGUGAAGCGCUGCGUGCAGCAGCUGGGCCUGGCCCUGGACUACAUGCACAGCAAGAGCCUGGUGCACCGGGACAUCAAACCCGAGAACGUGCUGCUCUUCGACCGCGACUGCCGCCGCGUCAAGCUGGCGGAUUUCGGCAUGACCCGCAAGGUGGGCUGCCGGGUCAAGCGCAUCAGCGGCACCAUCCCCUACACGGCGCCCGAGGUGUGCCAGGCCGGCCGCGCCGAGGGCUUCGCCGUGGACACCAGCAUCGACGUCUGGGCUUUCGGGGUGCUCAUCUUCUGCGUCCUCACCGGCAACUUCCCCUGGGAGGCGGCGGUGGCGUCCGACGCCUUCUUCGAGGAGUUUGUGCGGUGGCAGAAGGGGCGGCUGGCGGGGCUGCCCUCGCAGUGGCGGCGCUUCACGGACAGCGCCCUGCGGAUGUUCCAGCGCCUGCUGGCCCUGGACCCCGAGAAGCGCUGCCCCGUCAAGGAGGUUUUCUACUUCAUCAAGUGCGACCUCAUGGCCGAGGUGCGCUGCCGGCCCUCGUACCGCUCCCGCAAGCACGCCAGGGACAAGCUGCCGGCCGGGCCGCACUGCCACGAGCCCGGCGCCUCCUGCACCCCCGCCCCGCUCAAGAGGACCGUCCUGACCGAGGCGAGCGCGGCGCGCGGCCCCGAGCCCGGG